GUGCUAGGCUGGCUUCUCUCCCACGGCUUGACAGAGACGGUGAUCGCCCUCAACUCACCACACUUUGAAGCUUAUCUACGCUCGCGUUUAAGACACACCCCAGACGACCCGGAUUUGCGUUGUCUACUCUGGCGUCAACUGGAGCAUCGCGGUGCGCGACUGGAAGCGGCCCAAGUAUUGGAGCAUUUGGCCGUCACCCCGUGUCGCCAACUAACCCUGGACGAUCGGCUCGAUUUUGCCGCACGCGCUGUGGUCGCUGUCAAAGCUUUACCACCCGUGCAACAGGAUUUGGAUUAUCUCCGCGAACUGGAAGCACGUUUGGAACUGGCCCAGUUACAGCAACAGCUUUGUGUCGAAUUGAGUCAACUCACCCCGGAAAUGCAACGCUCCUCGCGUGUCUCACCGCCCCGGACCCGUACCAGUCCGGCAUUGGCCAGCGCAAGCUCUGUGGAAGAGGCUGUGUCCCAGUUGAGUCAUGGCCCAUUGCUCAGCUUGACCGAGAUGUUUACCAACUAUGCUGAUCCGUUCGGUUUGCAUGAGUCCAAAUUGUGCUUGUUGUGGGCGAGCGGAUCGACAGAUGAACUACUUAUCAAAGCUAUCUGGCGUGAUCUCUUGCGACAAGUGCUUUCGCAGUCGCGGACCGGUGCCGAUCUCGGGACCAGCUUUAACUACAUGUCCCCCCGAAGUCCCGUCUCUCGUCAUUCACCUAUUGGAGCAUUCCCCUCCCAGAGUCCUGAUAGACAAUCCAAACAGUUGAUCGAGUUGUCCUUGGUCGAUUGUUUAACCCGAUUGGGGCAACGAUUUGUCACGGAAAGCGGUGGAUUUGGUUCCUCUCGUGCUCAAAUGUUUUUCCCAUUAACUGAGAUCGUUUCCACUCUGGAGUAUUUCGCAGUCCAAAAGAAGUUCCCCGUACACUGGGUCCCAACCAUUCUGCGGGACACUCGUCUUUUGGCCGGAUCUUAUUUUGUCGACGCCUACGAUCAGUUGUUACACUCGAAAGACUCAUUUUGGCGCCGACCAGAGGUGAGAACUCGCUUGUUCUCAGCCAUGGUUACCGUGAUUGAGGAUUUUCUCACCUCCGGUUCCGUACAACUGGCCAUGCGUCCGCGGAUGCUGCAGGUCGGACGUAUGCUCGAUCGGGUCACAAGCAAUCUGGUCGAUUUAAAUGCGAAUUCACUGGAUCAGAAAACAUCCGGCGCACAGGGGAAGGACGAAGAGGAUCAGACGCAGGUGGUUGACCGACUUCGACGUGUGCAUGAUCAACUCCAACGAUACUAUCGUUGA
Echinostoma caproni is the source of this 1284-nucleotide messenger RNA. NCBI's taxonomy places the organism in Eukaryota, Metazoa, Platyhelminthes, Trematoda, Plagiorchiida, Echinostomatidae. The record is from the annotation of a GenBank genome assembly.